Messenger RNA from Grammomys surdaster, 1148 nucleotides. RefSeq names its product cellular communication network factor 3 (gene Ccn3). NCBI's taxonomy places the organism in Eukaryota, Metazoa, Chordata, Mammalia, Rodentia, Muridae. The record is from RefSeq and is a predicted model, not a curated record. Gene Ontology annotation, biological process: signal transduction; cell adhesion. Gene Ontology annotation, molecular function: integrin binding; heparin binding. The transcript is spliced from 5 exons. Gene Ontology annotation, cellular component: extracellular matrix; extracellular region. The coding region runs from base 47 to 1105 and encodes 352 amino acids.
AGGGGCAGUCCCAUAUCCAGCCCGUGACAGCCCUAGCAGGCAGAACAUGAGCGUCUUCCUGCGAAAGCGAUGCCUCUGCCUAGGCUUCCUGCUCUUCCAUCUCAUAAGUCAAGUCUCUGCAACUCUGCGCUGCCCGGCUCGGUGCCCGCCCCAGUGCCCCAGUAUAUCACCGACCUGCGCCCCCGGGGUGCGCUCGAUGCUGGACGGCUGCUCCUGCUGUCCGGUGUGCGCCCGCCAGCACGGGGAAAGUUGCUCUGAGAUGAUACCAUGCGACCAGAGCAUCGGUCUCUACUGUGACCGCAGCGCAGACCCCAAGAACCAGACUGGCUUUUGCUUGGAGCUUCCAGAAGGAGACAACUGUGUGUUCGAUGGGGUCAUUUACCGCAGUGGAGAGACAUUUGAGCCGAGCUGUCAAUACCACUGCACCUGCAGAGACGGGCAGGUUGGCUGUGUGCCCCGCUGCCAGCUGGACGUGUUACUGCCUGGUCCCGACUGCCCAGCUCCGAGAAAAGUCGCAGUGCCCGGGGAGUGUUGCGAAAAGUGGACCUGCGGCUCAGAUGAGGAGAGGACACUAGGUGGCCUGGCCCUUCCAGCCUACAGACCGGAAGUCACCGUAGGAGUCGAAGUCUCUGACUCCAGCAUCAACUGCAUUGAGCAGACGACGGAGUGGAGCGCGUGUUCCAAGAGCUGUGGGAUGGGCUUGUCCACCCGAGUCACCAACAGGAAUCGCCAGUGCGAGAUGGUAAAACAGACGCGUCUCUGCGUAGUCCGACCUUGUGAACAAGAGCCUGAGGAAGCAACAGACAAGAAAGGUAAAAAGUGUCUCCGCACCAAGAAGUCACCGAAAGCCAUCCACCUACAGUUCAAGAAUUGCACUAGCCUACACACCUAUAAGCCCCGGUUCUGUGGGGUCUGCAGUGAUGGCCGCUGCUGUACCCCCUACAACACCAAAACCAUCCAGGUGGAGUUUCAGUGUUCUGCAGGGCAAACCAUCAAGAAACCAUUCAUGGUCAUUGGAACCUGUACCUGCCACUCCAACUGCCCUCAGAACAAUGAGGCCUUCCUCCAAGAGCUGGAGCUGAAGACUAGCAGAGGAGAAAUGUAACAGGUGCCAAGGGAAGCACAUUGAUUGAGGCAAACUGUUGCUA